ACCGCAGGCUUCGUCGGAAGCGGCACAUUCGUCAGUGUGCUGUACGUCGUGUCCUGACCGGUGACUUUCUGAAGUGUUGAGACACAUUUAAAUCUCCAGGGUAAGCCAUGCCGUCAGUGCCCUCAACUAAAGAAACACCCAUUAAGGGCCCCAUGUGCCCCCACGCUGCCAAGAUGCUCAAUCACACCAAUGGAGAGGCCAAACUUCGGGAGGGCUCAUUUCCAGUGCAUGGAGUUGAAAAAAUGACCGUUGUAAUGGACCCAGCGGAGUCGAGCAGAACCAUUCAGAUAGACAGAAAGAGCACUUCUCCUGAGAGGAAAUGGAUCCGGCCUGACCUUCCCAGCCGUUGCAAAUGGAGCCUGGGAGACUCAAAAGCUGACUCCCCACAUGCACAUGUUCAAAGGACUGUCCCUCAGACCAUCCUUCCAAAUAUCUUGCACCGGAUUGGUGAGACUCCCAUGGUACGCAUCAACAAGAUCCCCAAAGCCUUUGGACUCAAAUGCGAAAUAUUGGCCAAGUGCGAGUUCUUCAACGCAGGAGGUAGUGUCAAGGACAGGAUCAGCCUGCGGAUGGUGGAGGAUGCGGAGAGAGCUGGAAUUCUCAAACCUGGAGACACUAUUAUAGAGCCCACAUCUGGAAAUACCGGUAUUGGACUGGCUCUGGCUGCAGCUGUGAAAGGCUACCGUUGCAUCAUAGUAAUGCCUGAGAAAAUGAGCAUGGAGAAGGUGGAUGUCCUGAGAGCUCUCGGUGCAGAGAUUGUCCGUACACCCACUAGUGCUCGUUUCGAUUCCCCAGAGUCUCAUGUGGGCGUGGCUUGGCGCCUCAAAAACGAGAUCCCCAACUCUCACAUCCUGGACCAGUACCGCAACCCGAGCAAUCCUCUUGCUCACUAUGACACCACAGCCGAGGAAAUUCUGGAGCAGUGCGAAGGUAAAGUGGACAUGCUGGUGGCCGGUGCAGGGACAGGGGGGACGAUCACAGGAAUUGCCCGCAAACUGAAGGAAAGAUGCCCAAACAUUAAAAUUGUUGGUGUUGAUCCUGAAGGCUCCAUCCUGGCUGAGCCUGAUGAGCUGAACAAAACCGAUAAAACUCAGUAUGAGGUGGAGGGAAUUGGAUAUGACUUCAUCCCGACGGUCCUCGACAGAUCAGUUAUUGAUACCUGGUACAAGUCCAACGAUGAGGAAUCCUUCAACAUGUCUCGAAUGCUUAUCAGAGAUGAAGGCCUGCUCUGCGGAGGCAGCUCCGGGACGGCCAUGGCAGCAGCUGUGAAUGUCGCCAGAGAGCUGAAGGAAGGCCAGCGCUGUGUGGUCAUCCUGCCAGACUCCAUCCGAAACUAUAUGUCUAAAUUCUUGAGUGACAAGUGGAUGGUCCAGAAAGGCUUCCUGAGGGAGGAAGACAUAAUGGUGAAGAAGCCAUGGUGGUGGAACUUGAAGCUGCAGGGCUUGAACAUGUCAGCCCCUCUCACUGUCCUUCCCACCGUCACCUGUCAGAAGACCAUCAAAAUCCUCAAGGAGAAGGGAUUUGACCAAGCACCUGUAGUGGAUGAGGCAGGGUUGAUCCUGGGCAUGGUGACUUUGGGGAACAUGUUAUCAUCAAUUCUUGCAGGAAAGAUCAGGCUCUCUGACCCAGUCAGCAAAGUGCUCUACAAGCAGUUCAAACAGAUCCGUCUGACUGAUAACUUGGGAAAGUUAUCCCGCAUUCUGGAAACCGACCACUUUGCCCUGGUGGUGCAUGAACAGAUCCAAUACCUGACAGAUGGCUCUCCUGUACUGAAGCAGAUGGUUUUUGGCGUGGUGACGGCCGUCGACCUGCUCAACUUCGUCACAGGCCGGGAAAAGAGAGAGCGCUCCAUAUCAGAGUCCACUGACGAGAUGUGAUUGGCUAAAUGAAGCAAAGCAUAGACUCAAACAUUUCUCACUCUACAAUAAACGGUGACUGACUUAGUAAACAAGUCUUAAUGACAGGGGGUUGAGGUGAUCUUUGGGUUUAGGUUGAUUGUUAUUUUCGGUUUUUCUUAUUUUUUGUGUUUUGAACCCAAGUCUGAUGAUUUAAUUAGGAAAGUGCAUAAUGAAAUUUUGUCAGCUUGUAGGUUUGCAUACUGUUUACAUCUAGCAGUGAUUGUCUGUAUUUGUAAAGUUUACAGCAAAUCUUUUGUAAGAUUGUAAUUUGUGGACAGCUUUAUGUUUUUAUAAGGCUUUUCUGUCACUCUCGGUUUAAAAUAAAACUUGAUUGUAUCUCUACUACCUUGUGCAUCAAUCAUGAGUAAUAAGACAGGAUAGUACAAAUGCCACAUUGAUCGUAAUUAUAAAAAGAAAAUCAGUGCUGCUGUAUAUAGUCACAUGUUGUGUUGUUUACUGUUUGCAGGGUUUUUUUUUUUCUUCUUUUUUGGAAUUAUCCACUGUUUUUACCUGCUCCUGUUUCAGCACAUGCCUGCAAUGUAACUAUGAAGAGGUUUUGAAUAUUUAAUCUUAGCUUUGCCUAGGAUAAAACAUUUUUUAUUGCAAUGUUUGCUCUUUAAGGAAUGUAAAUGACUAAAUAAAGUUUAAAGAAUGCUGCAAAUCUUA
This is a messenger RNA of Melanotaenia boesemani (Boeseman's rainbowfish), 2564 nucleotides long. RefSeq names its product cystathionine beta-synthase-like. Gene Ontology annotation, cellular component: cytoplasm. The transcript has 15 exons. Lineage: Eukaryota; Metazoa; Chordata; Actinopteri; Atheriniformes; Melanotaeniidae. Gene Ontology annotation, molecular function: cystathionine beta-synthase activity; cysteine synthase activity. The coding region runs from base 108 to 1877 and encodes 589 amino acids. The record is from RefSeq and is a predicted model, not a curated record.